AUGGGCGAUGCUUCCAUAUUGAUGAAAUUGCUUGGUUUUCUAUGGAUGAAUAUUGGAAUAGCAUUGAUCGCAAUCACCCUUCAGCAACCAGCCCAAACCCAGUUACAGAUGAACAAGACUGCUGAACUGUUGUUAGGUUACGACUUCUGUCAGAACUCAGUGGAUGAUCAGACCUGGAGGACUGCUCGAAUCAUGGUAGAUCGAACUCUGCACAACUCAAGCAAAAUAUAUUUUUUGCAGGCGUUUGCUAUUGAUCAACAUUUCCCGCAUAAGGUUCUUUUCAUUGCGCCAAACGAUCGGGCGCUUGAUGGUCUUAAUCAAAAAAUAUGGGAUUGA
Molecule: messenger RNA, 336 nt
Organism: Cooperia oncophora
Lineage: Eukaryota; Metazoa; Nematoda; Chromadorea; Rhabditida; Trichostrongylidae
Source: the annotation of a GenBank genome assembly